AUGGUCCACAGCCAGGAGAUGGCGAAGGUUCGCAUGGAGAACGCUGACCUGAAGGCCCAGCUGUAUGGUACCAAGUCCGACUCGCUGGGACGGGUGACGAAGUCCACAUCGCUCCGCUCCCGGCCGAAGAGCUCCGUGGUGGCGGAAUUCCGCCAGACCUCUUCCACAAGGCCAACAAUGCACUCGGUGCAGUCCGAGCCGACAGGGGCUGAACUGCCGGACUUUGCGACCCAGACCGCCAUGAGCAUGGAAGAAAAGCUGCAGAGGGAGAAGGCCGAGGAAAACGAGAAGGCCUCCAAGACAGCAUCGACCGUCAUGGACCAGCUGAGGCAGUUCUUGCAGUCGAACUACUUUGAUGCGAUUAUCUCCUGCGUGCUCUUCGCCAACGUCAUGUUUCUGGCUUUCCAGCUUCAGAUGGAGGGAUCGCGUGUGGGCUAUGAUAUUGAUUACUAUCCGACCAAGAACCCGAAUGACAGCGCAUGGCCAGGAAUGGUCGAGGUCCUGCAGGUCAUUGAGAACAUUUUCACAGUCAUCUUCUCCCUGGAUGUGCUUGUUCGCAUAGUCUGCCUGCACUGCUCCUUCUGGAAGAGUGCAAUGAACUGGAUCGAUUUCAUUGUAGUGACCCUGACAAUCGGUACAUUGGUGCUCGAUACGUCAUCUCUUCCUUUGGACCCGAUCUUCUUAAGACUGCUCCGUCUUGGCAAAUUGGCGCGCGCAUUUCGGAUGAUCAUCCUCUCAGGCAAGCUUGAAUCUUUCGGCCUCUUGCUGAAGUGCGUUGUGGCGAGCGUGACUAUGCUGGGCUAUGCGACGGGGGUGCUGAUCUUUGUCCAGUGUGUCUGCGGCAUGAUCAUCAGCACUCUCGUCUCGCGCUACUUGGAAGACCCAGCGAUCGACAAAGAGGCAAGGAGGUACGUCUUCCAGUACUGGGGCACUUUCUCCAGAACCUUCUUGACCAUGUUCGAGGUGUUGUUUGCCAACUGGGCUCCGGCAUGUCGAUCCUUGACGGACUAUGUCAGUGAGUGGUUCACCGUGGUCUUCGUUGGCUACAGGUGCGUCGUGGGUUUCGCGUUGCUCAACGUCGUCAACAGCGUCUUUGUUUCUCAGACGUUGAAGAUAGCGGACUCGGACGAGGAGUACCUGAUCAAAGUACGGGCGCGGAACGAAGCGCAGUACCGUAAGAAGCUCCAUGCACUUUUCCUAGCGGCCGACACUACGGACGAUGGCUUCCUGACCAUCGAGGAGUUCAUGCAGCUGCUGGAAAACCCACAGCUGCAGCUCUGGCUAAGUCAACUCCAGCUCGAGUAUCACGACCUUGUGGAGCUGUUUGGCAUGAUCGACUCGGGUGACGGUCGAAUCGACUGGAAGGAGUUCAUGGAUGGUGCCGUCCGGCUCAAAGGUCAGGCCAAGAGCAUGGACGUCUUCCGCUUGGAGACCAAAGUAGACUCGAUAAUGAAAAGCGUCGCGAGUCUGCACUUCCCAUUCCCACGAAGAGGGAACCAACAGAUGGCAGACUGA
Symbiodinium sp. CCMP2592 is the source of this 1515-nucleotide messenger RNA. NCBI's taxonomy places the organism in Eukaryota, Dinophyceae, Suessiales, Symbiodiniaceae. The record is from the annotation of a GenBank genome assembly.